Molecule: messenger RNA, 807 nt
Organism: Botrytis fragariae
Lineage: Eukaryota; Fungi; Ascomycota; Leotiomycetes; Helotiales; Sclerotiniaceae
Exons: 2
Coding region: 1-807 (268 amino acids)
Source: RefSeq, a predicted model, not a curated record
AUGCAUAUCAAUAUUUUGGUAAUGGUGGCGAGUCUUUGCACUGCGGUGCUUGCGAAUUAUCCAUCGGAUGAUAAUAAAGAUGCUGUCGCCGAUUAUCCAUUUGAUCCAAACCAGGCUGGUGUACCAGACGUUGCAUUGGAUGCAAGUCAGGCGGCUGUAGUCUCUGGCAUAGUCUCCAGUCUCUCCGCUCUCUCCACUGCCCUUGAUAUCCCUUCAUCUCUUGCCUCCGAACUUUCCAAAAUUCCCACCUCGGCCUCAACCCUUGGAUACUCUCCAACAGGAGUCUCGCAGCUAGAUGAACAACUUUCCGGUACCAACAAGCCGGACUGGUAUACCUCACUGUCUCCAGACGCAAAGUCCUAUGUCGAUAAUGCUCUGAGCAUACUAGAUAGUGUGUACAGCCUUGAGAGUAUUUUAACCACUGCCACUGCUUGGCAAACUACAACUGUUGGAGUAGUAGGUGGUACGACGGCAACACCGCUUAGUACUUGGGAGUCAACAUGGGCGAGUAGUACAAAGUUUGAUGAUUGGAACUCCUCAUGGACGAGCAGUACCGGGGCUGACAAUUGGGACUCCUCAUGGGCGAGCAGUACCGGAGCUGAUAAUUGGAAAUCAACAUCGCCAAGUAGUACAAGCUCUAAGGCUGGGGAGUCAGUAUUUGGAAGUAGUACUGGCACUAAGGAUAGCACGGCGGCGCAGACGACAGGACCAAUCGAGGUAACCACCUCGAACGCGACUCCGGUUAUGUACAGUUUGAGUCUAGGUUUGACAUUAGCAGUGGCUGUGGGGUUGAUUUGCGCUAUGUAA